This is a messenger RNA of Apis laboriosa (Himalayan honeybee), 1298 nucleotides long. It is a transcript of the gene Ric, whose product is annotated as GTP-binding protein Rit2. Gene Ontology annotation, molecular function: GTPase activity; calmodulin binding; GDP binding. Gene Ontology annotation, cellular component: plasma membrane. Bases 319 to 1014 code for a protein of 231 amino acids. The record is from RefSeq and is a predicted model, not a curated record. Gene Ontology annotation, biological process: Ras protein signal transduction. The transcript has 6 exons. NCBI's taxonomy places the organism in Eukaryota, Metazoa, Arthropoda, Insecta, Hymenoptera, Apidae.
CGCGUGCUUAAUCUUUGCGACUGUCAUAUUCUGUCAAGCUCGGUGAGCUUAUGAUCUUCAGUCAUGCUAAAUCUAAUUGAAAAAACAUAAAUUUUAGGCAUUAAGUAUUAUUUGGUGAAGUUCAGAGCUAUUACAAAAAAAGUGGCUUGCAAUCGUGAUCAAACAUGUAUCGUAUCUGUCCCGAUCUCAUAGCCGAUACGGGUGUGUCUAUACGCGUGUUCCAAUACGUGACCAAGUAUGUCAGUCAGUUGGUAAAAGUACGAGUUUGUUAUAAUCGUAGCAAACAUUAAGUUAUCGGUAAACAGAAAUUUUUUAACGAUGUCAGCUGGCAUCCUGCAGGAUAAGAGUGUAGCCUUGAACGGCAAGAAUGAUGUACCGGUAGUCUCACAACCUACUACUAGGUGUGGAGUUAGAGUUUACAAAAUUGUUAUUUUGGGUGAUGGUGGUGUUGGUAAAUCAGAAAUGAUUUUUUCAGCGGUCACAUUACAAUUUGUCAGUCAUAGCUUUCUUGAUUAUCAUGAUCCAACCAUAGAGGAUUCAUAUCAACAACAAGCAGUUAUUGAUGGUGAAGCUGCACUUUUAGAUAUAUUGGAUACAGCAGGACAGGUGGAAUUUACAGCUAUGCGUGACCAAUACAUGAGAUGUGGAGAAGGUUUUAUGAUAUGUUACUCUGUAACUGAUAGACAUAGUUUUCAGGAAGCUUUGGAAUAUCGAAAAUUAAUAACACGUGUGAGAGCUAAUGAAGAUAUACCAUUGGUAUUGGUUGGCAAUAAAUUUGAUUUACAACAUCAACGAAAGGUAACUACAGAAGAAGGAAAAGCACUUGCUGAGCAACUUGGUUGUCCCUUUUAUGAAACAUCUGCAGCUCUUAGACAAUUCAUAGAUGAUGCAUUUUAUUCAUUAGUCAGACAAAUUCGAGCUAAAGAGAGAUCAAGAAAUUCAAUUUCUUUUCUCCUGAGACAGAAGAAACAUAUCACUACCUUUCGGCAUUGUAACAGAGAAGCGAGGUUUUAGGCGCACAGCGCCAGGUGGAUCUUUUGGAAGAAUUGGAAUUCCAUGGUAUUUCAAACCACGUUGACCAGCUAAAGAUAUUCUUACAGCUGAUUCCGGAACAGGAUCCAACUGAAUCUUGUUAAUUACUUCUCUUGUAGCUAAAUUGGCAAAAUGCCAAAAUAUCAUAAAAUACUAAGUCAAUUGAUAAUAUGCAGAAAUUAAACAAAAUGGAAAUUGUAUUAAUAUUUCUAUUGAUUUUAUAAAUAUGUUAAAACAAUUCAAAGAAUUAUUAUUAGAAAAACUGC